CUCCUGAAGUCCAGCGCCCGGGGCUGCAGCUCAGGGGCUCCGGUGACGCAGCCCCGUCCCGGGGAGCCCUCGAGACCCGCCAGGGAGAGGCUUGGACCAGUUCACCUUGUCCGGGAGCACAGGGCAUGGGAAUCUGUAAGAGAAUCUUAGAGAUGCCGAGGGAAGUCUAUGACCGAGGUGGGCCAGACAUCUUCCCUAAUGGAUUUAGCUCAAUUCAGGGGCUGUCCAUGAGGCUCCAGUUCCUCCAGAAGCACCCAGCUCCCUUCUCUGCCUUCCUCACGGACAGCUUUGGACGGCAGCACAGUUACCUGCGGAUCUCUCUCACGGAGAAGUGCAACCUCCGAUGCCGGUAUUGCAUGCCUGAGGAGGGUGUGUCCCUGACCCCCAAGGCUGACCUACUGACCACAGAGGAGAUCCUGACACUUGCUCGGCUCUUUGUGAAGGAAGGCGUGGAUAAGAUCCGUCUCACAGGUGGAGAGCCUCUCAUCCGGCCGGAUGUGGUGGACAUUGUGGCACAACUUCAUCGGCUAGAAGGGCUGAGAACCAUUGGUGUCACCACCAACGGCAUCAACCUAGCCCGGCUGCUGCCCCAGCUCCAGCAGGCAGGGCUCAACGCUGUUAACAUCAGCUUGGACACUCUGGUUCCUGCCAAGUUUGAGUUCAUCGUCCGCAGAAAAGGCUUCCACAAAGUCAUGGAGGGUAUCCACAAAGCCAUUGAGCUGGGUUACAAGCCUGUGAAGGUGAACUGUGUGGUGAUGCGGGGCCUGAAUGAGGAUGAGCUUCUGGACUUCGUGGCCUUGACAGAGGGUCUUCCCCUGGAUGUGCGCUUUAUUGAGUACAUGCCCUUUGAUGGCAACAAGUGGAACUUCAGGAAGAUGGUUAGCUACAAGGAGAUGCUGGACGCCAUUCAGCAGCAGUGGCCAGGGCUGGAGAAGCUGCCAGAGGAGGACUCCAGCACAGCCAAGGCCUUUAAGAUCCCCGGCUUCCAGGGCCAGAUCAGCUUCAUCACAUCCAUGUCAGAGCAUUUCUGUGGGACCUGCAACCGGCUGCGCAUCACCGCCGAUGGGAACCUCAAGGUCUGCCUCUUCGGGAACUCUGAGGUGUCCCUGCGGGACCACCUGCGGGCAGGAGCCUCUGAGGAGGAGCUUCUGAGAAUCAUCGGGGCAGCAGUAGGUAGGAAGAAGCGGCAGCAUGCAGGCAUGUUCAAUAUUGCCCAGAUGAAGAACCGGCCCAUGAUCCUCAUCGAGCUGUUUUUGGUGCUUCAAGAUUCCCCACCAGCUAGUUGGAGCACUUUCUCCCGGGAUCCCCUCUGUGUUUGGAAUCUGAGUGCCAGAGAGAAUCUCUCUGGCCAGAUGACAACUUUGCAGAAGAGACUCCAUGUCCCCAUGACCCUUCCUCUGUCUCAGCAGUGUCUGGGGUCUGGCUCCCCUCAGAGACGCUACAGCUGCUACCCCAACUCGAACACUCACUCAAAGUGCCUCAGCAUAGGGUCCCAGGAUCCUGCUGUCCCCUCAGGUCCAGGGCCAACCUCAACUCAGCUAACUCAUGUGGAUUCAGAAGGACGGGCAGCUAUGGUAGAUGUGGGCGGGAAGCCAGACACAGAGCGGGUGGCCGUGGCCUCUGCUCUGGUCCUUCUUGGACCCGUGGCCUUCAAGCUUGUCCAGCAGAACCAGCUGAAGAAGGGAGAUGCCCUGGCCGUGGCGCAGCUGGCUGGAGUCCAGGCAGCCAAGGUAACCAGUCAGCUGAUCCCCCUGUGCCACCACGUGGCCCUGAGCCAUGUGCAGCUGCAUCUGGAGCUGGACGGUACACGCAAUGCCAUGCUGAUCCAGGCAUCCUGCCGGGCCCGGGGCCCCACCGGGGUGGAGAUGGAGGCACUGACCUCGGCGGCCGUGGCUGCCCUUACCCUGUAUGACAUGUGUAAGGCAGUCAGCAGGGACAUCGUGGUGGCGGAGGUCAAGCUCCUCAGCAAGACCGGAGGUCAGCGGGGGGACUUCCACCGGGCUUAAGAGUACCCACUCACUCUCCAGCCAUGUCUCCCAAUGGGGUGCAGUUUGGGCCGAGGAAAAGAUGUCACAUUCCUCUAAAUCUAGUCACUGACUAAGGUCACCCUGUCUCUUUACCAUUGAGAUUUAUCAUAACCCGGGAGAUGUCCUCAACAUAAGACACCUCUGGCCUUGACACCUCCCAGGACCCCAGCAAUGGAAGGCUUGGUACUGGACCCCCACGUCAGUCAUAUUAUAUGGAUUGUUUCAGAUGGACAGCUUACUUAGGGUUCUCUCUUCUCUCUUCCUGGGGAGAUAUAAGGGCUCAUUAAGCAGAGAACCCCACUUAGAGGAAGGAAAAGCAUAAACUUCCUAAAGAAUGUAUCCCAGUGUCCCCACUCCCUGGCCUCCGCUCUCUCGUCCAAUGGGAUGAACUUAUGGACUACACCCCUAAGAACUCGUGCUGACCCUUACCCACACCUGGUUCUGCUCACACCUGUCUGCUCUGGCACAUAUCCGAGAAAGAAGAGUCGAAGGUGACCUUCGCCCUUACAACGCACAAAUAAAGCCAUGGUGCCAGCUCUGGA
This is a messenger RNA of Arvicola amphibius (Eurasian water vole), 2569 nucleotides long. It is a transcript of the gene Mocs1, whose product is annotated as molybdenum cofactor synthesis 1. The transcript is spliced from 13 exons. Gene Ontology annotation, biological process: Mo-molybdopterin cofactor biosynthetic process. Gene Ontology annotation, molecular function: metal ion binding; GTP 3',8'-cyclase activity; 4 iron, 4 sulfur cluster binding. The record is from RefSeq and is a predicted model, not a curated record. Bases 126 to 2006 code for a protein of 626 amino acids. Lineage: Eukaryota; Metazoa; Chordata; Mammalia; Rodentia; Cricetidae.